AUGUAUGCAGGUUGUGCUCGGGUUAGCAGAGAUAUUCCCGCUGGAGAUGACCCAGAUGAAUCUGUUCCAACGUUUGUGGUUCCGAGGCAUUGGGCCCACGAUUACGUAUUAGCAUUCACUUAUAUCUUAAUGACGCAAACGCUUACCAAUUUAGACACGGUAAUGCCACUAACUAUAAAUGAGGUAUAUUACAAGGUGUUCAUGACCUUUGUGCUACAACUAGUGGAUUUGUAUGUAUUGGCUAUGGCGCUUAACUUUGCCCGCACCAAAUAUCGUGAGCUGUACUUGUAUGACGAAGCUGUCAAGAAAAUGCUUAUAUAUUUGAGCAAUUGUGGACUGUGCAAAUCAUUAACGGACAGUAUUUUGGCGUAUACGCAUCAACUUUGGGAUAGGCAAAAAGGUGAGAGACUACCGGAUUUAGCGUACAAAGCUCCAACGAGUCUGAGGCAUGAUUUGUUUAGUGAGUUGUACAUACAUCAUUUAGAAGCCCCAGCGACGUUCAGGCAACUGCCUUAUUUCUUCAAGCGCCAGUUAGCGGCCAGACUUAAUCGAAUGACAGUAUUUCCCGGGAAGUGCAUUGUGCGAGAAGGCGACACAUUUAAUGUCACUUAUUUCAUACAUGAAGGUGAAGUGGAGAAGUGGUAUAGUGACAAAAAUGGUGAGAGUAAAUUGGUAUCUGUGUUGUACACGAAUGGAUAUUUUGGAUGCGUUUCUGGGCUCUUCGUGAACGUGGGUUUCUAUUUCUCCUAUUACUCGCGAACUGUUGUAGACCUAGUGUAUUUAAGCCUGGACAAUUGGAAAGACUUAUUGGAAUGCUACCCAGAAGUUAAGAUGAUGCUCUAUGAGUCCACUAAGAAGUUUAGGAGUGAAGUUACCAAGGCCCACCCUUCCCGGUCACCGACGUCGUCUACGAUUUACUGAUUACAAUUCCUCAAUCAUUGGAUAAUUUUGUAAAAAAAGUAAAAAAUAUAUAUAUUUAUCCUGUACCUAUGCCUUUUGGCACCCAUGUUUUACCAUAGAGUAGGUAGUGGACUCCGCAACAGGUU
Helicoverpa zea (corn earworm) is the source of this 1046-nucleotide messenger RNA. RefSeq lists its product as uncharacterized. The transcript is spliced from 7 exons. NCBI's taxonomy places the organism in Eukaryota, Metazoa, Arthropoda, Insecta, Lepidoptera, Noctuidae. The coding region runs from base 1 to 921 and encodes 306 amino acids. The record is from RefSeq and is a predicted model, not a curated record.